AUGGCGCCUGAAGCGGUGCCACCGGUGCCCGCACCCUCACCUCGCAGUGCCCAGAGGAUGGUGCCACUGGCUGCCUACGAGCCGAAGGCGUACUGGCAACGAGUGAGGGCAUUGUACGCAUCAUCAACAGCGGUGAUCUUGGGGAACGUCUUGGAAUGGUACGACUGGACGGUCUUCGGCUAUAUGCAAGACAUCAUGAAAGACGUCUUUGGAUCUGGCAGUGGCUCGCAGGCCUGGUUGCUGUUUGCCGUGCCCUUCCUGGCCCGACCUUUGGGCAGUGUCUUCUUUGGAUGGAUUGGCGACGUCUGUGGCCGCGCCACGUCAUUGAAAAUUGCCAUCUGGGGCAUGGCACUGUGCACUGUGCUGCAGGGCUGCUUGAUCCCCAACACCCCAGGCGUCGCGGUGCUUCUGGCAGGGUUGCGGAUCGUGACGGGGCUUUCGGCAGGUGGCGAGUCCGCGGGCGUCAACACCUACAUGUCUGAGGUGGGAGACGAGGGCCGAGAACACACGCUGGGCGCAGCCAUCGGCGUGAACAAUCUCAGCGGUUCUUUAGCUUUCCUUCUUGCCAACGUGGUGUUGCUGCUGGUGCAUCUCCUCCCUCGAGAGCAACAACUUGCCUGGGCGUGGCGCGUGCCCUUUCUGCUGGCUUUGCCACUGGGGGUGGCUUCCAUCAUCCUGAGGAGGCACGUGCCGGAGACGGAGGCCUUUCGCAGGAAGGUGGAGAUGGAGACUGCUCGGACCCAGCCUGUGGACUCCGAUGAGCCGGGUGAAGGGAGCUCUCUAUCACCGCAGCAGAAGGAGGAAGCUCAGGUCUCUCCGACCAAGGUCAAGGAGCCCAGGUCUCAGUGGCUGUGGCUGUCGCAUCUGCGGCUGCUGCUGCUGGUGGUGAUGGUCUUGUCUGCGGUGAAUAGCUGCAACUACUUGCCCAUCUACUUGGUCUCGUGGUUGGAGGAGGAAGCCCAGUUAAGUCCUUCGCUGGCGCUCAGCAUCGCCGCAGUGGCCAAGGUGGUGCAGAUGCUCAUGACUUUCCCCGUCUCCUUCGCCACGGACCGCUACGGCGCCACCAAGGUAAUGCUGUUAGGCGGCGGUUCCGUUAGCCUCGUGGCAGUUCCCUGUCUUUGGCUGGUGAUGGCCAGCUCCGGAGGCGAAUGCUGGUCCGGCUUUCUGGUCCUGGGGCUGCUGCUACCGGUCUUGAUUUCGAUCUAUCUGAUCCCUUCCAAUCUCUUCAUGACCUGCGUCUUCCCGACUCCCAUGCGUGCGCGCGGAUGCGGCCUGUGUUUAGGGCUGGCGUCCAUCGCGGGUGGCCUGACACCCAUGAUCGCAUCGCAAUUGGCACAGCAGGGUGAGCUAUGGCCAGGCGCCUUCAUCUCCCUGCUGUCGCUGCCCUCGUUGGCGGUGCUGCUGUGGAGUCGUCGGGAGAAGGCGAAGAGUCGCCUGGCGGUCUAUCAACGGCCCUGGCUCUUCUAA
Molecule: messenger RNA, 1467 nt
Organism: Cladocopium goreaui
Lineage: Eukaryota; Dinophyceae; Suessiales; Symbiodiniaceae
Source: the annotation of a GenBank genome assembly